AUGAAUCUCUCUGGGAACACGUUUGGGAGCGUCACUGUUGGAGACAAUGCGCGAGCACACCUUGGGAAUAUCUACAACCGACACAGUGAGUCGAUCCCGAAGGCAGACUACCUGUGAGAGUUCUGACAUCGAGUACAGUAUCCGAGCCAACGCCAAAACGAGCUCCAGUCUUGUUAGUGCCGUUCCGUAAAGACAAAAACUUUGUUGGUCGCGAGGAGGUACUCGACAACAUUGAAGAGUGCCUCUCCGUUGAUGGGUACCACAAUCGCGUUGCGCUUACUGGUCUCGGCGGCGUAGGGUAUGUAUUCAAUGAGUACCUGCUAGCUCUUCGAAGACUAAUGUUGGUCUUAGCAAGUCACAGAUUGCCAUUCAAUACUCGUACAGACAUCACGCAAAGCAUCCAGAAGACUGGGUGUUUUGGGUCUAUGCUGGCUCACGGGAACGAUUUAUCGAGUCAUAUCGCAACAUCGCAAUCCAGACAGGUAUCGUGAAGGAUGACGAUGCCAAUGUGAAUUAUCUCAGGGUGGUGAAGAACUGGCUCUGCGAUCGCAACAAAGGUCGCUGGCUCCUCGUGAUUGACAGUGCCGACGACAAUGAAUUAUUCGUCGCCGACGGUGGUGGGGAAGCCAGAUUGAACCUGCGGCAGAGUAUCCCGGAAAGUGAGCACGGAGCCGUACUGAUCACUUCACGGAACAUCACUGGACCCGAUCUUGCUGGCGAUAUCGACGAUGUGCUGCGUAUCGGACCCUUCGAGGAAUCUACGGCCCUUCAGUUGAUGAGGAUGAAAGUACCUUCCUUCGCAGAGGAUAUUGACGGAAAACAACUGGUCUCCACACUGGAGUACAUCCCACUCGCUCUUACACAAGCCGCCGCUUAUAUCAAUAGGAACCAAGUCUCCGUGCAGUACUAUCUCCAACGAUUUCAACAAGAAGAGCAGCAGCAAGUUGAGUUGCUCGGCAAAGACUGGAACGACUUGCGGCGAGAUGCUACAGUUUCCAACCCAGUCCUCACAACAUGGAGAAUGACCUACGACCAGCUCGUCCAGAGUCAUCGCUUGGCUGCCCAAUUGCUGGCGCGCAUGGCUCUUCUUGAACGCCAAUGCAUUCCGGAGAUACUGGUACUCAGAAUGCGGAACGAUGCCCCAGACAACGAUCGCGUUGAAGCCAUGGGGACGUUGCUACAGUACGGACUUUGCACCCAGCUUGAUGCGGAGCAAGGCUAUACUAUGCAUCGACUUGUGCAAGUCUGUACGAAAGCUUGGCUGCGAAAAGCAGGAGUGGCGAGAAGAUAG
Lecanosticta acicola is the source of this 1291-nucleotide messenger RNA. Lineage: Eukaryota; Fungi; Ascomycota; Dothideomycetes; Mycosphaerellales; Mycosphaerellaceae. The record is from the annotation of a GenBank genome assembly.